This is a messenger RNA of Corticium candelabrum, 1709 nucleotides long. RefSeq names its product dynein regulatory complex subunit 5-like. The coding region runs from base 21 to 1397 and encodes 458 amino acids. Gene Ontology annotation, molecular function: protein binding. The transcript has 13 exons. The record is from RefSeq and is a predicted model, not a curated record. Lineage: Eukaryota; Metazoa; Porifera; Homoscleromorpha; Homosclerophorida; Plakinidae.
CGCUAAUUUAGCUCGUCGCAAUGGCAACUAAUCGCAUCGGUAGACCUCAGAAGCAGGCUAAAGAUGAGGACGAGGAGAAAGCUUUUCAGCGAAAUGAGUUUGCAACUAAGAAUCCUGCAGCAGAUCCUCGCAGAAUGAGACGGAUCAUUGCAGAAGAUCCUGAAUGGAGUCUUGCUACUGUACCAGAUUUACUUGAUAUUUGUAUCAUGCAUAUCGUUGGGAACUUUCAAGACAAUCCAUUGCUGGAUGAACUGAAACCGAAACACAAAAAGAAAGUUCUUGAAAUGCUUUCUACAAAAUUGCCAUUAAAAGUGACGGCGCCACUGAUUGAAGACGAGGGCUUUUGGCAGCGGAGCUGUAAAUCACGAUGGGAAGUUUGUGAUGUCAGCAAUCAUGGAAACUCAUGGAAGAGAAUGUUCUUUGAGCGAAAUCUUCAGGGACUUAUUGAGAACUUUGUUCCAGAGGCGACGGAUCCCAAAGAGUUGAAUGAGACACUUAUGGUGUCAUCGAAAUUUAUCAAGUGUUUAAGAAUUCAACAAUUAUUGUUACCCAUUAAUGAUGGGACUAGCAAUGAAGAUGAUGCUUCUGAUACAACUAGCGAAGUUGGAGGUGGUGGACCAAGCUGCAAUCACAUAGACUUUGGUAUUGUGUUCAGAGUGUUGCCUAAGUUAGAGGAGAUUCACAUUACUUAUGGUGUCAAAAACUGUGGAAUGAACUUUGAUUGGUCACUCUUCAAAUUUACUGAACAAGACUGCUCACUUUUGGCAAAGGCUGUGAAGUCUUGUCGGAGUCUAACAGUGUUUCACUUGCAUCGUAGUAACGUGACUGAUGAGAAAUCACGUACUCUUAUCAGUCACUUUCUAGAGCAUCCCUGUCUUGAAACACUCGAUUUGUCACAUAAUAAGAUAGGUGACGGUGGAGCUCGUGCUUUGGGCAAGUUACUAGUCAGCAAGUGUCGUCUCAAAAGUUUGAAUGUUGCCAAUAAUCAAAUUGGUAGCCAUGGAGGAGGAGCUAUAGGACAUGCAUUACAGAAGAACUCUAAACUUUUGUCACUUAACCUUAGGCUCAAUCGGCUUAGUGAUGAAGGCGGUUUUGGAAUCCUCAAAGCACUACUAAAGAAUGCAACUUUGACGACACUCCAUCUAGGCAGCAAUGAAUUGGGAGAGUUGAGUGCACAGGCAAUGAAUGAGGUUGCUCUUCAGAAUUCAACACUUACAUCUAUUGAUUUGACCAGCAACCCAUUUGGAGAUACUGGAGGUCGACUAUUGCACGAAGGUUUGGAAGAGAACACAACAAUUGUCAAUAUGGAUUUGAGACAAACGAACGUGGGGGAGGAGAAUGAGUACUGCAUUUCACAGAUACUAAAACGUAACCAAAACAAAGCUGCUGGCUGGUAACCUGACAAUGAGGCAUCAAACAGAUCAAUUGCUGUGUGCAUAGCUAAAAGUGAACAGCGUGUGACUGGCUGUAUUUCACAAAACGUUGAGCUUUAAUAGUAGCAGUGCAGCAUUCAUGUUUACUGGUAUUAUGGAGUAACGUCACUGGUUUUGUCUAAGCGAAGCAUGGUUAUUAUUUGCAUUUUGUCUUUUAGCUAUAUUCUAGAUAGAUCAAGUCUGAUAUAGGUAUAGAAAGGUUUUUAUGCGAGCAGGUAUUUCUAGUUAUAGUUUAAUUAGUUAAUUAUGUAAUUAUACCAAUUAAUUAAUUGAGUA